Messenger RNA from Prorocentrum cordatum, 393 nucleotides. Lineage: Eukaryota; Dinophyceae; Prorocentrales; Prorocentraceae. The record is from the annotation of a GenBank genome assembly.
AGGUCAUGGAGAGCGCCAACCAGCCGGUGUCCCAGGAGCUGCGCGACCUGGCAAAAUCCGGGGGCGGCGGCGGCGGCGGGCACCGAGGCCGCGGCGGGGGCGGCGGCGGCGGCGGCGGCGGCGGCUGGGGCGGCGGAGGCGCGCUGGCGCCGCCGCCGAGCCCCAGGAGGAGGUGGUGAGCUGCCCCUCCGCGGGGGGGUGCAGGGCGCGCGGCGCCGCGGGGCGGGGCCGCUGCGGGGCGGCGCCUCCGGACGGCCCCGCUGGACGGCACUCGUCGCUGGGCUUCGGGGCGCCCCCGGCGCCGGCCCGCGGCAGUGCGGCGACGAUGGGGGCGCAGGCAAAGGGGGCGGGGCCAUUGGGCGCUGCUCGAAUGUUUUGCUGCUACGAUUCUCC